Molecule: messenger RNA, 1902 nt
Organism: Brassica napus (rape)
Lineage: Eukaryota; Viridiplantae; Streptophyta; Magnoliopsida; Brassicales; Brassicaceae
Product: disease resistance protein RPP2B-like
Exons: 5
Coding region: 1-1902 (633 amino acids)
Biological process (GO): defense response
Molecular function (GO): protein binding
Source: RefSeq, a predicted model, not a curated record
AUGGGUAAGGAAAUUGGAUAUGAAUCAUCUGUAGAAAGGGAAGGAAAACGUCCUAUAGGUUGUGGAACCACAAAUAUAUUCGCCAUGUGCUGGAUGAGAGCACGAGGCAUUUUCUUGAACAUGUCUAAAGUCGAAAGGAUCAAGCUAAGUCCUGAUGUUUUCAUGAAGAUGUCGAAUCUCAAAUUCCUGAAAUUCCACUAUUCUCAUUGUUCCCAGUGGUGUGAUAACAAGCAUAAAAUUCAGUUCUCUGAAGACCUUGAUCAUUUUCCGGACGAGCUUGUGUAUCUUCACUGGCAGGGGUACCCUUACGAGUACCUGCCAUCAGAAUUUAAUCCAGAGGAACUUGUUGAUCUCAGUCUCCGUCAUAGCUACAUCAAACAACUGUGGGAAGAUGAGAAGGUGCCACAGAAUACAGAAAAAUUAAGAUGGGUUGACCUCAGUCAGUCACAAGGCUUGCUGAAUCUAUCAGGUAUGUCGAGGGCCAAAAAUCUUGAAAGAUUGGAUCUCGAAGGCUGUAAGAGUUUGGUUUUGUUGGGCUCAUCAAUCGAACAGAUGAACAAACUAAUUUACCUGAACCUCAGAGAGUGCACUAGCCUUGAGAGUCUUCCGGAGCUGAAAUCUCUUCAGGAACUGAUUCUCUUUGGCUGCUCAGCUCUGGAGAGUCUUCCACCCAUCAAAGAGGAGAUGGGAUGCUUAGAGAUUUUGCUUAUGGAUGGAACUUCCAUCAAACAGACACCUGAAACGAUUUUUUUGAGUAACCUGAAGGUGUUUUCGUUCUGUGGAUCUAGCAUCGAAGAUUCCACAGAGUUGGCGUUGUUGCCUUUCUCAGGCAACUCUUGUCUUUCGGACCUCUAUCUGACGAAUUGCAAUAUCUACAAAUUGCCGGACAACUUUAGUUCCUUACACUCGUUGAGGUCUCUAUGCUUAAGCAGAAACAACAUUGAGACUCUACCUGAGAGCAUCGAGAAACUUCAUUGUCUGUUGUUUCUUGACUUAAAACAUUGCCGCAGGCUCAAUUCUCUCCCGGUGCUUCCACCUAAUAUACAGUGUGUAGAUGCUCAUGGGUGUGUUUCUCUGGAAAAAGUUGCAAAACCAGUGACAGUUCCCCUAGUAACUGAGAGGAUGCAUACUACUUUCAUUUUUACGGAUUGCUUCAAACUGAACAGAGCUGAACAAGAAGCUAUUGUAGCUCAGGCCCAACUCAAGAGUCAGCUACUGGCAAGGACAUCUCUUCAACAUAAUCAUAAGGGACUAGUUCUGGAUCCUCUGGUUGCCGUUUGCUUCCCAGGAAGUGACAUACCCUCAUGGUUCUGCCAUCAGAGUAUGGGAUCUUCGAUUGAAACCAACCUCCUUCCUCACUGGUGCAACAAUAAAUUUAUUGGAGCUUCCCUAGGUGUUGUUGUCACCUUCAAGGAUCACGAAGGUCGUCAUGCAAACCGUUUAUCUGUAAGGUGCAAGUGCAGAUUUCAAAAUCGAAACGGUCAGUCAAUCAGAUUUAGUUUCUGUCUUGGGGUAUGGAACGAGUCAUGUGGAUCAUCUUGCCAUGAACCACGGAAACUUGGAUCUGACCAUGUGUUUAUUAGCUUUAACAACUGUAAUGUGCCAGUCUUCCAAUGGAAUGAAGAGAGUAACGACGGUAAUAGAUGUCGUCCCACUAGUGCCUCAUUUGAAUUCUACCUUACUGAUGGCACUGAAAGGAAGCUAGAAAGGUGCAAGGUGACAAGGUGUGGGAUGAGUUUGCUAUAUGCUCCAGAUGAGAAUGACCGUGGGUUCCAGGGAACUCGGGUUACAGAUACUGUUGAGCGUACAUCGAGUGAAGCUUUUGUACCCAUAAGAGGUCGGUCACACUCGCAAGUUGGAGAAAGAAGGAAUGGUAGAAUGAGAGAUGAAAUCCCCUUAUGA